Monomorium pharaonis (pharaoh ant) is the source of this 1279-nucleotide messenger RNA. RefSeq names its product serine protease easter. The coding region runs from base 279 to 1130 and encodes 283 amino acids. The record is from RefSeq and is a predicted model, not a curated record. Gene Ontology annotation, biological process: proteolysis. Gene Ontology annotation, molecular function: serine-type endopeptidase activity. The transcript has 7 exons. NCBI's taxonomy places the organism in Eukaryota, Metazoa, Arthropoda, Insecta, Hymenoptera, Formicidae.
UAGCAAAGAAGCUCAGUUGUUGGGCGAUUCACAAAUAGGUUACUACUAAUCUAAUUAAUGAGCCAUCUUGACCUGAGUACGAAUUCGACACAAGAAUCUGGCGCUAAUUGCGAGUGAGACAAUCACAUUCUUCAACUGAGAAGCCAUCAAAAUAAAGCAAGAAAAUUCUCUUUCAAUUACAAUAUGUGAAGAAAAGAAUAGAGAAAAAGAGAAACAAGUAUAUAACUACAAAGUAAUUUUGUGACUAAUUGGAGAAGAACUACAUACUAAGACCACAAAUGAUGCUCAUCGACUUAUUCAUUCUUUCCCUCGUUCUAACAACAAUCAAUGCACAAAAUAACUGCUCAAGAAAUGAAAAUUGUACUAACAUUCUCGAUUGUCCGGAAUUUAGACACCUUUGGAAAUAUCCAAAUGAAAAGUUUUCAGAACAUACUUUUCAAACAAUCAAGAGAUUCAAAUGUAGUCCCGAGGGCAAUUACCCGAAGGUUUGCUGCAAACAGGCGACAGAAACGACAGAGAUUUUAGAAGAUACUCCGGAUUUUCCAAACGUGACAAAUCAUCCAAAUUUACGUUUGUUGGAUCAUCAAGCGUGCGGGCCAAAUAUGAACUAUGGCAAUAAAACCAAAUUCUUCCAAUAUCCGUGGAUGGCACUACUCAGAUAUUUAAUAUACAAUCCCUGGGAUACUUUCUCAAAAGGAUCUACAGAGUGGAUUCUUUGUAGCGGCACAAUUAUUUCCUCGCGUUACAUUCUCACCGCCGCUCGGUGCAAAUAUCGAUCGGGCUUUAGAGUGAUAGGUGUCAGAGUAGGAGAUUAUAAUUUAAGCAAGGAACGUGAAUGUGAACUAGACGAAAACGGGCACGAGGUGUGUGCUGAAAGGUAUCAAGAUAUCGCUAUGGAAAAAAAUGGAUUUUAUCGCCAUCCAGAUUACAGUCCCUUUGAAGAUAAAAACGAUAUUGCACUCAUCAGAUUGAAUGAUACCAUAGACUUCAGUCCUCAGAAUGUCAAGCCCAUUUGUUUACCCUUUGGUCCAACAGCAAACAUCGAUUUUCGUCGAUGGAUUUUAUCAGGAAUUCAAAAAGUAGACGUGCCCGGCUGGGGUUUAACAAGCGACUGGCUCAGACAUACAUAGCUCAGAACUCUAAGUGUAAAGCUGCAUGUAGUUCCCAACGAGUACUGUAAAAAAAUAUUUUCUUACGGGAAAAAAUCUUCAAGCCAAUCUGAUAUAUGGUACAAACAACUAUGUGCCGGCGGUCAAAUAGACGUGGACCAUCCCUGUAA